AACAGAGACAGCCUUGCCAGGGUCGCGAUCCGACUUGUUCAAGUUUUCGCAACACCUGCCUCGUCGCCGCCAACAUGGCAGCUAUAUCAGGUCUAGAUAUGUCGAUGCUGACAUAUGCCGCUCGAUUGGCCACCUUCAAUACCGAGCACCAACUCACAAAACGACGCGCCUCGAGUCAAAAGAAGAAACAAGCCUCGAUCGUAUCGUGGCCACACGAGUCGCCUUCUGGUGAAGAACUCGCCCGCGCCGGCUUCUUCUUCAAACCCGCACCCGAUAGCGACGACAAUGCACAAUGUUUCCACUGCGCCGUAAAACUUGACGGAUGGGAGAGCCAGGAUGUCCCCCUCCAAGAGCAUCUGGCCCAUUCAGCACAUUGUUCCUACGCUCUCAGUUUGUCCGUUUCCGACAAGGCCGAAGAACGCGACCCCAUGAGCCCCGAACUGGUUGAUGCCCGUACAAGCACCUUUGGCGACAUGUGGCCGCACGAGCACAAGAAAGGAUGGAAGCCCAAGGUCAAACAGAUGGUCGAAGCUGGCUGGGCAUACGACCCUUCACCAGCAGACGAGGAUGGAGCCACCUGCUUCUACUGCAACAUGUCGCUGGACGGCUGGGAGCCUAAGGAUAGCCCGCUUGAGGAACAUCGCCGGAGAGAGCCCAACUGCCUCUUCUUUGCCCUGAUGGACCGUUACAAGUCUUCAAGACGCAAAGGUGGGCGUGGUCGCGCUUCUACUGCCUCAAAGGCCUCCCGCUUGUCCACUCAAUCCGUGCAAUCUACCUUCUCCGAGGCUCCCUCACUAAUGUCCUUGGGUGACGCAGGUCCCAAUCUUGACGUCGAAGACAGCAUCGCCGUGGAUACCACCAUCACGUCUGACGCUGGGAAGGGCCGCAAGAAGACUACCAAAGGAAAGAAAAAGACGAGCCGCCAGGCGUCCGCCGAGCCCUCGAUUAGUUAUCCUGCCUUACAAGACGCCUCGACUGCUCAAGACGAAGACAACAUAUACGCCGUUCCUGUCGACGAUGACCCAAUGCCUAUUGAAGAACCACCGAAACCCAAGCGCGGUCGCAAACCGAAGAACACUCAGGAUUCCACAAUCAUCGACGAUUCUGUAGCGGAACCUGCUGCAAAGCCCACGAGGGGUCGCAAAAAAAUCAGAGAACCUACUCCACCGGUUGAGGCUAGUCUGGACGAGAGUCAAUUGCAGUCCGAAUUGCAAGAAGCGGCAGAAGAAGCGGCAGCUCCACAAAGCCCUCCCGCCAGAUCUGGAAGGGGCUUCAAGAGGACCAGUGAUGGAGUGGAGAAACAUUCUGUCAUCGAAGAUGCGACCAUUGAUGAAGCCGCCACCAAGCCUAAGAAAGCCGCGAAGGCUUCAAAGGCCAAAAAGGGCAAGAAGGCCACCAAAGAUACGGAGGAAGUCGAUGACUCUGUAGCCAUCACUCAGCCAGAGGACAAGCCGAAACGAACACGGUCUAAGAAGACCAAGAAGGUCGAACCGGAACCGGAACCGGAACCAGAGGUUGAGCUCGAGCUUGAGGAAAUAGUAGAGCCGGAAGUUGAGGCACAACCAGAACCUCUACAUGCCGCCGAGCCCUUGCAAGAGGCCGAGCCUGAACGAGAAGCAUUUGAGAGGAAUUUCGAAAUCGCCGAUAGCGACGCCGGAGUCGAUAACGGUGCACAAGAAGAAGUUCAGGAGGAAUCAGAAGAGCAGUACAUCGACCAGGAGAACAUUGGCGCAGACGUCGAAGCAGACGUUGACAUGGAUCAAGAGAAUGGCCAAGGCGAAAAUGCAUUGGACGCAGAAUUCGACAAUCUCGAAAACGUGGAGGUUGGUGAAGACAUGACAGAGGACGUGGUGGAUAACGAGAUCGAAGUCGAAGAAGAAGAAGAACAAGUCGUUUCUACCGCAACAACACCUGCCGCCGAAGAGUUCGAACCCUCGCCGACACCCGAGGCCAAGCGUCAUUCCGCCGCAUCUCUCUCAUCUGUACGAAGGUCCGUCGUGCAAUAUCCGCAUCCAGAGGAAGCUGCACAAUCGGAGCACUCAACACCACGUAGUGCAAGGAGUCCACAACAAUCAGAUGAUGAGAACCAACCGCCAUCAUCGUCAACACACGCUCCACCGACCGCCCAGAAGAUUGACAUGGCAGCUCCUGCGUUGGGUGCCUCAAACUCCGCUAUACAACCCAGGGAGAUAUUCGCAAGCCCGACUAAGACCACGCAAGUCCCCCUUGCCGCAUCCACACCUAACCGCUCUCCUACCAGGCGAUCGCCGUCCAAAUUUGGUAGACUUACUUCAUCGACCCCUUGGGUGCCCGUAGAUCUCGAGUCGGUCUUCUUCCCUGACUCCGAGAACGAGAAUGGAGACGCAGAUGAUGUGUUCAACAAGUUACUUGAAGUUGGCGGAGCACUCACUUCACCAGAGAAGAAGAUGACGGUGGAAGAAUGGAUUCGUUCUCGCGCAGAAUUAGGCGAGAGCAAGCUCAAGAACGAGUGUGAACGUAUGGUCAUGCUGUUUGAGAAGGAGGGUAACAGAGGUCUGGCGGCCUUGAAUGGCAUCCAGACAUCGUCAUGAUUAAUCAGACGAGUAACGAAUUUCGUAUCUCUAUAGGCAGGGGUGGCAAGGUUAUCGGUAUGGUUCGGUUAUGGAUCGAUUCUCUUCAGGCUUUUUCAGAUACAUCCCUUGAAGGCGUUCUUCAUAUUGAAAGUGUAAUUUUUCCGGUUUCCAAGUCUGUCAGUCUUUUGGACUCCUUCUGCCUCGGUUUGUGAUGUAAAGUUGUCGGCGAC
Messenger RNA from Aureobasidium pullulans EXF-150, 2782 nucleotides. RefSeq lists its product as uncharacterized. The transcript has 2 exons. The record is from RefSeq and is a predicted model, not a curated record. Gene Ontology annotation, cellular component: nucleosome. Gene Ontology annotation, molecular function: structural constituent of chromatin; DNA binding. The coding region runs from base 75 to 2570 and encodes 831 amino acids. Gene Ontology annotation, biological process: nucleosome assembly. NCBI's taxonomy places the organism in Eukaryota, Fungi, Ascomycota, Dothideomycetes, Dothideales, Saccotheciaceae.